AACCGCGAUAAAUACGCCGUACGGACGGGGGGCGAGCAACUAUUUUAUUAACUACUCAUUCGUGGGUACCGUGCCAUAUAUUAGCAAAGCCCAAUAUCCGUAGGAGGACCUCUAUUGCCUGUGACGCCUCCACUGCUGUUUGGUUCAAACAUUUGUGUGGGAGGCAGCGCGAAUAGGGCGCGCGGCAGCGGAAGGGGCACAAAAGGAGGCGGAACCAGAAGCAAUCAAGUGGCAACAAAAACAACAACAACAGCAGCAGCAUCAGCAUCAGCGUCGUAAGUGAAAUGCAAAAAGUUAAUUAGUGUGAACGAAAUCAAAUUGGACGCCCCGAGGAGGUCGCUGCACAGCGGGUGGCUGUCGUGCCGGGUCCUGAACCCUCUUGGAAGGGGGUGGAUUGGGCGCCAUGGAAUUUGCAGAUCUGAUAAAAACCCCCAAGCUUGACGGGGUCUUCCUGCACGACCCGCAGCCCCUGCAGCAUGCAAAUGCAGCAACAGUUGGAACCCUCUGCAUCACCGGCCACCAUUUGCUGCUCAGUGCGCGUCAGGAGAACAGUCAGGAGCUAUGGCUGCUGCACAAGGACAUCGACUGUGUGGAAAAGAAGCCGAGCAUGUCACAGAACGUUGUCGUUGGAGGCAUCAUCACGCUCAAGUGCAAGGAUUUGAGGAUUAUAUCGCUGGAGAUUAAGUACGCCAAAGAGUUCUUCAACGUGUCUUCCUCUCUGGAGGCGCUCAGUGCAAUCCAGAAUGCGGAGCUGCUGUACCCGUUCUUCUACCGGCCCAUGUACAGCAUCCUGGAGGAUGGCUACACAAUGUUUAGACCGGAGCUGGAGUUCGCCAAGCUCAUCAGUGGCGUGGGUAUGGGUGGGGUGUCUUCGCCCAACGUGGCCAACAUAACAAUUUGCAUGCCAUCAACAUCAACGUCAACGUCGAGUGUAAGCAGCAUACCCCAUCCCCUGCAGAAUGGCUAUGCGCUGGACGCAACCGCCGCCCUAGUGGGGGGCAUCGGCAGUGGUGCCACAGUACUCGCCUGCGAAUGGCGAGUCACCAACAUCAAUAAAGACUUCAGCGUCUGUGCCACAUAUGGCGCCACGCUAAUUGUACCUAAAGCAAUUACGGACGAGCAGAUUGUGCUCUCCGCGUCGUUUCGGGAUGGCGGCCGCUUUCCCGUGCUCAGCUACAGGCACGACAAUGGCGCCACGCUGAUGCGCAGCUCCCAGCCCCUGUCCAUCCAGGGCAUCAAGCGGUGUCGCGCGGACGAAGCGAUACUGAACCUCGUGCUGGGACGCAGCAAAAAGGGCUUCAUCGUGGACACUUGGGGCAAGGGCAAGUCGAACACGGAAACGGAUCUUCAUUACUCGCAGUGGAAGAAGGUGAAUCGAUCGAUUGGCAACGUCAGCUCGCCCUCCUCUAUACUGGACAGUUUCGCGAAACUGAUCGAAGCCUGCAAUGAAACUGGCUGCAGCACUGACAAAUGGCUAUCGCGGCUCGAGGGCAGUGGCUGGCUAAGCCUGGUGCUGAACUCCUUGAACGCCUCCUGUGUGGUGGCCCAGUGCCUGGACCAAGAAGGCAGUCCUGUUCUGGUGCAUGGCGCCAAAGGUUUGGACUCGACACUGAUUGUCACCUCGUUGGUGCAGAUAAUUCUGAAUCCCGAUUGCCGCACUGUCAGAGGUCUGCAGGCUUUGAUCGAACGGGAGUGGAUCCAGGCAGGACAUCCGUUCGCCUCUCGCCAUCGCUAUUCCUGCUACACGCCGCACCAGACGCGCAACAAGACUUCGGGCGCCACUUUUGUGCUGUUCUUGGAUUGCAUCUACCAGCUGUUUACCCAGUUCCCCUGCAGCUUUGAGUUCAGUACGCAGCUCCUAAUAUUGCUGUUCGAGCAUAGCUACUUCUCGCAAUACGGCACCUUCCUGUGCGACUCAGAGCGGGAGCGGCACGAACUGAAUGUUCACACGCGAACGACCAGCCUGUGGUCGUACUUAAAUCGGCCAGAUGUCCUGCAGACCCUGCUAAAUCCCUUGUAUGAGCCGAACGCUAAUGUUAUAUGGCCAUCUGUGGCACCCAUAAGCUUGGAACUGUGGAGCGAACUCUAUUUGCGAUGGGUGAUAGAUCAGCGCAGCGUGACAACAGUCAUGUCGCAGGUACAGGAGCUCGUAACACGCGAGAAAGAACUCAGAACUCAGCGCACACAUCGGGUUGACACCUCUAGUUUUUACACGUCGUUGAUUUGGUCGGAGGUCUGGAAAAUGGUCGUCCAAGAGGAGAAUCCCAGUUCUGGGGAAAAUGUGGAGAAAACUGAGACUGUGACAGGUGUUGCAGAGCCAGCAAAGAUCUUCAAGGUUGAGAUUUUGCACAUGAUCAAGGAUGCACAGCAGCAGCAUGGUCUCCGUCAUGGCGACUUCCAACGGUAUCGUGGCUACUGCACCCGUCGCAUUCGUCGUCUCCGCAAGGCAUUGAAAUAUCCGCAGGGCGACAAGCGACACUUCAAGCGACGCGAUGUGACCAUUACCCAGUUGACAGGCAAGAAGGCGGAUGAACGUUACAUUCAUAUCCCACUGAUCAGUGCCGAACGGGCCUGGGCCUAUGCCAUGCAGCUGAAACAGGAGUCCAACACGGAACCGCGCAAACGUUUCCAUUUGAUCAGCAAGCUUCGAAGGGCGUGCUUCUAUGCCUUGCAAUUGCAGGAGUUGUGCAAAACGGAUGCCUUUGAUGCCCGCACGAAGCUGGAGUGUGAGGCUUAUGUAGCCUGGAUGCACGGCAGCCUGCACUUCGAGUUGCAGCUGUGGCAGACAGCCGGUGAGCAUUUAAAGCGUGCACAGGUCGUGUAUGAGAACCUGGCCGCGGCCCUGCCCGACGAUGAGCAAGAACUGUAUCGGGCCAAGGUGAACGAGUUUACACCGAAUCUGCGCUAUUGCGCCUAUAACAUCAGCGGAGGAGCUAGUGGCGGCGAUCUCGAUGAGAUACUAGAGCUGCGUGCCCAAGGCGUACUCGAGAACUUGGAUGUGCUGGUCAGCCAGACGAAAACUGAGAGCAGCGAGGGACUGCAGACGAUUGAUUGGCGUGGCCGUAAAGUCACUGUGCGUCCGGAGAAGGUGCGUCUGUUCUUGCUCAGUGCCCAGGAGCUGGACAAGUCGUUGGCCAAGGCAAGCAAAAUAGAUGCCAAGAUAGAGCUGAUUGAGCGCAUCCUAAUGGACUGCAAGGACGCCAUCCAGGCGGUGCGGGAUGAGAUCAAGCAGGAUCCCAAGCUGCGUUCAUUGACAACCGGGCAGACAGUCUCUGGCGUGCAGUAUUUGCUGGCCUACUUGAGCUACAUUCGUCAUAGCCGGACACUGCAGCGUAAUCUGUGCCUCGUGGAGCAGGCCAAGCUCAAUUUUGUCGAUCCCAACCAGAAGUCAGAAGUUGUGGGCGAUGGCAAACGCGUGCGAUCACAGGAUCUUGCCCGCCUCUACGAAAUCAUCUUGCAGAAUGUCACCGAGAUGCAGCAAAUCAACGGCAUGGAGGAGGAUGCCAAGUAUCAAAGUGAGGUAGAGAACCUGGCCAUUACUUUCAAGGCCUUCCGCUGCUACUACAUUGCUCUCACGCUGAUCGAUAUGAAGAAGUGGAAGGAGGCAGUGGCGCUGUACGAGCGCGCCUCCAACUACGCCAACGAGGCGCUGAAGGGCAAAGCCUGCCCAGAGUUCCAGCAGCAGUUGGAACUUACAACGCUCGUGUCCAUUAUCGACGGCUGCAAGUUCUCUGCCCACGCGUAUAGUGUGCUCGAGGACGACAAUAGCGAGGCCGGUACUACCACAAGGGCGCAGAAAACAACGAAACCGCUCUAUGAGCGUCUGUCACAAUACAAGGAAGACCAAUCGCUCCACACCAAGACACCCAAUGUGUUCAAGCUCACCCCCGACAUGGAGCCCAUUCCGUGCAAGCCGCUCUUCUUCGAUCUGGCUAUGAACUACGUAGAGUUGCCCUCGCUGGAGGACAAACUGGAGCAAGAAGGCAAGAAGGGCGCCUCCAUUACUGGCUUCGUCAAGGGAUUCCUGGGCUGGGGCGGCGGCGGCGGCAACAAGUGAGAUAGCACCCAAUGGCCCAUUCUUCUGGAAUUCCACUCAUCAAUGUUACACUUAUAAAGAGAGUUCAGAUACAUGUCCAAGCGUACAUUGAUCCGCUGUUCUUUAUAGGUUCUUUGUUUUGGCUUUUACCCACGCCCGGCUUUUGUAUAGACGAAAUAUUCAUUUUCAAGGAACCAUUUUUUAAGUUAAAAAUUGAAAAAUUAUUUGGUAAUAAAGGAACCUACAACACAAUCA
Drosophila miranda is the source of this 4291-nucleotide messenger RNA. Its product is annotated as myotubularin-related protein 9-like. Gene Ontology annotation, molecular function: signal recognition particle binding; endoplasmic reticulum signal sequence receptor activity; 7S RNA binding. Lineage: Eukaryota; Metazoa; Arthropoda; Insecta; Diptera; Drosophilidae. The record is from RefSeq and is a predicted model, not a curated record. Gene Ontology annotation, cellular component: signal recognition particle, endoplasmic reticulum targeting. The transcript has 10 exons. The coding region runs from base 404 to 4057 and encodes 1217 amino acids. Gene Ontology annotation, biological process: SRP-dependent cotranslational protein targeting to membrane; negative regulation of autophagy.